UGGGCUCAGUUUGGAUUCGGAGCCAACGAGCGCAAGAUGAUGUUACUGAUUCCCGUGAUUGCAGUGUGCCUUUUCGGCCUAACGGUACUGCGUCUAUAAGUAGGACCAACUAAAGAAAUUGAAGAAAAAAAGUGUUACGAAAAUGUCGUACAAGGUGGAACCAUUGCCCGAUUCCUACGCCGGCCUGGGCGAGGGUCCCCAUUGGGAUGUGGCCAGGCAGAGCCUGUACUACGUGGAUUUGGAGGCAGGCAGCCUGCUCCGCUACGACUAUGCGCAGAACAAGGUCUACAAGACAAAGAUCGAGGGCGAAACCUUGGCCGGAUUCGUGCUGCCGGUGGAGGGACGUCCGCAGGAAUUCGCCGUCGGCUGCGGUCGACGCGUGGUGAUCGUCAACUGGGAUGGCGUCUCGCCCAGCGCCAAGGUGGUGCGCACACUGUUCGAGGUGCAGCCACUGAUGGAGAAGAAUCGUUUGAACGACGCCAAGGUUGAUCCCCGUGGUCGCUUCUUUGGCGGCACCAUGCGCUACAUUGGCGAUGAGUUCGAGUUCCGUCACGGCGAGCUGUACCGCUGGGAGGCCGGUGGCCAGGUGUCGGUGAUCAAGGGCGAUGUGGGCAUCUCCAAUGGACUGGCAUGGGACGAGAAGGCCAAGAAGUUCUACUACAUCGAUACCACCGACUACGAGGUGAAGUCGUAUGACUAUGAUUUCGAGACCGGCGUGGCUAGCAAUCCCAAGGUUAUAUUCAAUCUGCGCAAGAAUAGUCCCAAGGAUCAUCUGCUGCCCGAUGGCCUGACCAUCGAUACCGAGGGCAACCUGUAUGUGGCCACCUUCAAUGGCGCCACCAUCUACAAGGUUAAUCCCAACACUGGCAAGAUUCUGCUUGAGAUCAAGUUCCCAACCAAACAGAUUACCUCCGCCGCCUUCGGUGGCCCCAACUUGGACAUCCUGUACGUGACCACUGCCGCCAAGUUCGAUCAGCCCGCUCCAGCUGGCACCACCUACAAGGUGACCGGACUGAACGCCACCGGCUAUCCCGGCGUCAACCUGAAGGUCUAGGAGCUGCAAUCUCUAUCUAUCCUUAGCCGCAGUAAAAUGUACCAAUCGAAUCCAAGUGCAAUUAUAUGUUAUGCUCUUUAACGUUUUAAAUCGCGUCUAUCAAUGUUUUGCAUGCUAGUUAGGUUAUCCUUUUUUGCAGUUCUAGUUCAAGGUCAGCUUAAGGAUCACAUUCUCUCCUGGGAAUAUCCAGGAUCAUCAUGUAAACUCACAAAGAGGUUGACUAUGCUCUACUUUACUCUGAUUUCAAACAACAAUCUUAUCAGCCGCAGACACACGGUAAUCAUCCGCGGAUCUUAUGGUCAUUUGGAGGACGCAGUGCUCUUAUGCUUCUUUAUUAAUCAGUGGUUCUAUAAACAAUUUUAUACUUAUCGUCUAGUCUAAAAUUAAAGAUAGCAAGGUGGCGU
Drosophila melanogaster (fruit fly) is the source of this 1458-nucleotide messenger RNA. RefSeq names its product regucalcin (gene regucalcin). Gene Ontology annotation, molecular function: gluconolactonase activity. The transcript is spliced from 3 exons. Gene Ontology annotation, cellular component: cytoplasm. NCBI's taxonomy places the organism in Eukaryota, Metazoa, Arthropoda, Insecta, Diptera, Drosophilidae. The record is from RefSeq and is marked reviewed. The coding region runs from base 143 to 1054 and encodes 303 amino acids.